AUGAUUGGACCAUCAGAGAGCGGAAAAACCACCAUAGCUAAUUAUUUAUCGGAAACAAUAAACAUUGAUGAAGCAGGGCCUCCACGACCCACCCAAGGAGUCAGAAUAGUGGAAUUCGAACUGCCUAACGUCAUUGUGAACGGCAAAAGCAGCAAUAUUGAUAUCGAACUAUGGGAUUGUAGCGGUGAUCAUAGAUUUGAAUCUUGUUGGCCUGCAUUGCGAGUAGGGGUACAAGGGACCAUCCUAGUCUGCUCGCCGACAACCGCCCAAGCAGCCACAAGAGAACUCGAGCUCCUUUACAACUACUUCGUAUCCCAACAAAAGCUAUCGGCAAAACAAUGCGUUCUAUUUUAUAACUGUACUAAUGAUAAUGACGAUAUAGAAUCAUUAAACUUAUCUCCAACUUUUUCAAAAGUUUCCCAAGUGGCAAUCAACUUAAAGACUGGAGGUAAUCGACUGAAAAUAGAUUUUUCAAAUUACGUCGCCUCAGUUUUACAAGCAAUAAAUAGAUAA
Molecule: messenger RNA, 513 nt
Organism: Chilo suppressalis (striped riceborer)
Lineage: Eukaryota; Metazoa; Arthropoda; Insecta; Lepidoptera; Crambidae
Source: the annotation of a GenBank genome assembly